AUGACCUCUCCAACACCGCCGCACAGCCCGCCGUCUCCCACGGCCUCCUUCUACGACAUGAGCGACGACGAGGAGGGCGAGUACAACACCAUCAGACACACCAGCAGCGGGAGGGGUGUGAAGCUGCUGUAUACAAAGAGCAAGGUCUACGUGCACCCCACGCCCUCCGCCAAAGACAACAUCCCCGGCUUCAUAGCUCUAGUCCAGCAAAAGGGACCCGUUGAAUCGAACGAUGCCCGCCCCACAUCAUCCUCCUCCGCCCGCAGCGUCCACGCCUCAUCCCUCCUCCUCGCCUGGGUCCCGGAAUCGUCGCUCGGCGAUUCCUACGACACAUAUGUGAAGGUGGACCUGUCAGACUCGUCGUCGCCCCCUCGGCAAUCCUACCUCGUCCCGCCCCCGCCGACGACCACGACGCACGCCAACUCCGUCGGCACGUAUGCGUUUGCGGUGCCGGUCAGCGAGAUCUACUCGCUGCUAGUGCGCCCGCCGAGUAUCGGGUGGUGGUUUGGGAGUUUGGUCGCGAAUACGAAAGCGGGGGAGAGCUUCCCGGCGCUGUUCUUCCACGAUAGCGAGUGCCAGUCGACAAUUCUGCAGAGGAAGAAGCUGGCGAGGGAGAGCUUUGAUCCGUUCGGCGAUGGCGGGGGGAUGUUUUGGGGCGGCGAUGAGGUGCUGAGGUGGUUGAAGAGAUAUGUGAAUGUGGAGCGGUCGGGGGCGGAGCCGAGUAUUUAUCUUAUUGAUCCGUCGGAGGAGGAUAAGGUGUCGUUUGGGCGGAAGGCGACGACGUCGAAGUCUCCGAGGAAUAGCACUGAUGGCGGAGCGUCGUCGUCGGCUUCGCCGCCUGCGGCGAAGAGGGAUGGGGGGAUGGAUCCUAUCACGAAGACGCUGAAGGAGGCGAAGUGGAAUUUCUUGGAGAAGUUGAGCCAGGUUACGACGUUUACGAGGAGGACGGCGCAGGCGGUUGCGGAGAAUCCGAAGGUUCCGCCGCAGGUUCGUCGGUUGAUUCAGAAUCCUGAGGUUCAGGUGUUGCAAGAGGAAUUCGACAGUGCGAAGAUUUAUCUGGCGAGAUGGGCAAUGGGGAUUCAAGAGCAAAGUGAAAGAGAAAGAAAUCAAAGGAUAUGGACAGCAAAUGACGUGCUGGAGAUGGAGGAGAGCUCAGUUGGCGAGUUUGAGAUUCUCGAUAUGGAGGCUGGAAAACUGUCGAUGAGCGAUCUCAGGAAACCAGUUACCUUGAAAGAAUGGAAGGACUUCUUCGAUGCACAAACCGGAAGGCUGCAGAUUACGCCGGAUGAAGUCAAGGAGCGGAUUUUCCAUGGUGGCCUACAUCCGGAUGACGGUGUUCGAAAAGAAGCAUGGAUGUUCCUGCUUGGUGUCUAUGAAUGGGAUAGCUCAACCGAGGAACGCCAUGCGAACAUGAACAGCCGUCGGGACGAGUAUAUUAGACUCAAGGGUGCCUGGUGGGAGCGAAUGAUCGAGGGACACAGCACCGCGGAAGAAGAGGAGUGGUGGAAAGAGCAGAAGAACAGGAUAGAGAAGGACGUGCACCGAACCGAUCGCACUAUCCCAAUCUUCAUGGGAGAAGACAUCCCACAUCCAGACCCCGAUUCACCAUUCGCAGAUGUUGGCACGAAUGUGCAUCUCGAGCAGAUGAAAGACAUGCUCUUGACGUACAAUGAGUACAACAAAGACCUUGGCUACGUACAAGGCAUGAGCGAUCUCCUCUCGCCUAUCUACGCUGUCAUGCAAGAUGACGCCGCCGCCUUCUGGGGCUUUGUCGGCUUUAUGGAACGGAUGGAACGCAACUUCCUUCGCGAUCAAUCCGGCAUGCGCAAGCAGCUCCUCACCCUCGACCACCUCGUACAGCUCAUGGAUCCCAAACUCUACCUGCACCUACAAUCCGCCGACUCGACCAACUUUUUCUUCUUCUUCCGCAUGCUGCUUGUGUGGUAUAAGCGCGAGUUCGAAUGGGUCGACGUGCUAAGGCUGUGGGAGGGGCUGUGGACAGAUUACUUGUCCUCGAACUACCACAUCUUCAUCGCGCUAGCGAUUCUGGAGAGACAUCGGGAUGUCAUUAUGGAACAUCUCAAGCAUUUUGAUGAGGUGUUGAAGUACAUCAAUGAGCUCUCCGGCACCAUCGAGCUCCAAUCCACCCUCGUGCGCGCCGAAUCCCUCUACCGCCGCUUCCAGCGCACCGUCGAGACCAUCGACAAAAAGGACAACUUCCCCCUCCCGCCCGCCGCUCACCGCCGCAUCUCAUCCACCAGAUCUGCCUCCGCUUCUCCGCCGCCGAAAACGACGUGGGCGGCCUCCGGCGCCGCGUCGACGUCAACAGGCACGGAUAGGGGCAAGCAGAGGCAGAGCGUUGGCGAUGUGGUUGCGAAGGGGAUCGGCGCCGAUAAAGAGAAAGUUAUUUCUCCGGAGCUGAGGCAGUUGCUUAGUCGGGAGGUGGAGAAGGUGAGUAAGGCGGAGCUUAAGGAGCAUGGGGGCGGGGUUGGGGGUGCUUGA
Molecule: messenger RNA, 2502 nt
Organism: Mytilinidion resinicola
Lineage: Eukaryota; Fungi; Ascomycota; Dothideomycetes; Mytilinidiales; Mytilinidiaceae
Product: RabGAP/TBC
Exons: 5
Coding region: 1-2502 (833 amino acids)
Biological process (GO): activation of GTPase activity
Molecular function (GO): GTPase activator activity
Source: RefSeq, a predicted model, not a curated record